CUAACGAGUUGUGUAACUUGAUCAAGGAGCACUUCCUUGUGCUGGAUCAAAACUGCCUCUCUAUCUCUGAAGCUCUUCAUCCUUGCCGUGGGAGCAAGGACGACGUACAGUGCAAAUCUUUUCUCAAGCACAUGAGCCCUUCUUCCAGAAUCAUUCAGAAUGCUUCCUGGGGUUAUAUGUCUGACGCUUUUACUCAUUUCUCAGGUUAAAGAAAAGGCAAUCCUGGGAGUAGAAGGUCAAGAACUGGCUUAUCUUAAAAGGCUUCCUCUGCUACAGAAGCGAGAUCUUGGACACCCCCAUGACUAUGACAUACCGGAAGCUUAUGAAGAAGAAGUAUUGUAUGAACUAAAACUAAAUAGAAAAAUCUUAAUACUUCAUCUUCUAAGAACAAGGGAGUUCCUAGCCUCCAAUUACAGUGAAACAUACUACUCCACAAGAGGAGAUGUGAUCACCAGGCACCCACAGAUCAUGGAUCACUGUUUUUACCAAGGAUCCAUUAUACAUGAAUUUGAUUCUGCUGCCAGUAUCAGCACGUGUAAUGGCCUCAGUGGUUUCUUCAGAGUACGUGACCAAAGAUACCUCAUCCAACCAGUGAAAUAUUCAGAUGAAGGGGAACAUUUGGUCUUCAAAUACAACCCAAGGGUGACAUAUGCUGCCAAUUAUUCCUGUGUAGAGUCAAAUUUUACCCAGAAAACUGCACCAAGCAAUACUAGAUCUAAAGAAGACACCAAAAUGGAAAGCACCCCUAAAGAAAAGUAUGUCGAACUGUUCAUUGUUGCUGAUGAUAACGUGUAUCGCAGAAAUAGUCAUCCUCAGAGUAAACUAAGGAACCGGAUUUGGGGAAUGGUCAAUUUUGUCAACAUGAUUUAUAAAACCUUGGACAUUCAUGUGACAUUGGUUGGCUUUGAAAUAUGGACAAAUGGAGAUAAAAUAGAACUUGAUUCAAAUAUAGAAACUACAUUAUUGCGUUUUUCAACUUGGCAAGAAACAAUCCUCAAAAAAAGGAAAAAUUUUGAUCAUGCACUGUUACUCAGUGGGAAGUGGCUCUACACACACGCACAAGGGAUUUCUUAUAGAGGGGGCAUGUGCCUGCCCUAUUCUUCCUCCAGUGUCAUUAAGGAUCUUUUACCUGACAUAAAUAUAGUGGCAAACAGGAUGGCACAUGAGUUGGGACACAACCUUGGGAUGUUGCAUGAUGAGUUUCCAUGUACCUGUCCUUCUGGAAAAUGUGUGAUGGAUAGCAGUGGAAGCAUUACUAUAAAAUUCUGUAAAUGCAGUCAUAUCCAGCAUCAGCAAUACCUGAAGGAUUAUAAACCAACGUGCAUGCACAAUAUUCCAUUUCCUGAGAAGUUACAUGAUUUCCCAUAUUGUGGAAACAAGAAGGUGGAUGAGGGAGAAGAGUGUGAUUGUGGCCCUGUUCAGGAGUGCACUAAUCCUUGCUGUGAUGCACACAAAUGUGUACUGAAGCCGGGCUUUACUUGUGCAGAAGGCGAAUGCUGUGAAUUUUGUCAGAUGAAAAAAGCAGGGUCCAUGUGCAGACCAGCAAGAGAUGAAUGUGAUCUUCCGGAAGUGUGUACUGGCCACUCCCCUGGGUGUCCCAAGGACCAAUUCCAAGUCAAUGGAUUUCCUUGCAAGAAUAAAGAAAGCUACUGCUUCAGGGGAAAAUGUCCCAGCCGUGGUGAUCAGUGCUCUGAACUGUUUGAUGACGGGGCAAAAAAGAGUCCUGAUAUCUGCUACAAAAUGAAUAAAAAAGGAAAUAAAUUUGGAUACUGCAAAAACAAAGACAACAAAUUCCUUCCCUGUGAAGACAAAGAUAUCAAGUGCGGAAAGAUAUACUGUGCUGGAGGACAGCACUCGUCUCUCCUUGGAGAAGACAAGACCUAUCACCUUAGGGAUUCAAAGCAAAAUGCCACCAUCAAAUGCAAAACCUUGUUUUUGUACCACAAUUCUAAAGAUGUUGGCCUGGUUGCUUCUGGAACAAAAUGUGGAGAUGGAAUGGUGUGCAGCAAUGGUGAAUGUUUAAAUAUUGAAAAGGUCUACAAUUCUACCAAUUGCCCUUCAUGUGAUGAAAAUGCUGUAGAUGGCCAUGAACCUGAGUGCCCAUGUGAAGAACAGGCACCUGGAUACUGGGAAGAAACCUUAAAUGUUACCAAUAUCGCCAUCUUGGUGGUUGUGCUCAUCCUGGUUAUUAUCGGUGUUGUGGUUGUUACAUUAUUAAUUCGUUAUAAAAAAUGUAUUAAGUUGAAGCAAGUCCAGAGCCCACCUAGAGAUACACGGGGAGUGGAGAAUAAAGGAUAUUUCGGUGAUGAGCAUCAGACAAGAACUGAGCCAGUCUUCCCAGAUAUCCAUCCCCCACAUAGAACUGCAGAGUCCUUGGAGAACCUUCCAACCAGUUUUUCAAGUCCCCACUACAUCACACUAAAACCUGCAAGUAAAGAUCCAAGAGGACUUGCUGAUCUCAAUCAAAGUGCCAAAGUGGAUCUUGGGCACGCACGCACACGCGCCCGGCAGUCUGAAAUUGGAUAUCCAAAAUGGCUAUGCGAGGCUAGGCUGAGGAUUAUGAUGCAAGACCUUCACAAUGUCCCCUAA
Molecule: messenger RNA, 2589 nt
Organism: Tupaia belangeri chinensis (Chinese tree shrew)
Lineage: Eukaryota; Metazoa; Chordata; Mammalia; Scandentia; Tupaiidae
Gene: ADAM7
Product: ADAM metallopeptidase domain 7
Exons: 24
Coding region: 160-2589 (809 amino acids)
Biological process (GO): proteolysis
Cellular component (GO): plasma membrane
Molecular function (GO): metalloendopeptidase activity
Source: RefSeq, a predicted model, not a curated record